UGAAACGGAGACGGAUAAUGGAGAAAGAGAGACGGACCAGGCAGCUCCGAGGCCGGCAUUCGAGCGGGACGAAAAUUGGAUGCAUCCUCGCGACGCUCGAUCUCGACGGCUCUUCGGCGAGCAUCGCUUCCGUGCACGAAACGCCGUCGGCGCUGCCUGGGAACCUGGUGCACGGCUCGAUCGACCAAAUCCAUAUCGUCGAGCCUGAAGAAACGCAGACGAACGGGCUCGUUCACGGUCUACGUGUGUGUGUCGUGCAAACGGCUCUCGGCCGAGGUGAGAAUACACAACCGCGGCUCGCGAUGAAACCGAUUGCAAGAUAUACGCGAGCGGAUACGUGCAUGGACGCGAGCACCGUCGCGGAUAUAGCAAGGCCCCAGCAUCCACAAGUGUACGAUCGUGUAAUUCCUUACAGAACUGACGCGAACUCUACAGAUAGUUAGUCAUCUGGAGCUAUUCUUAGAGGAUUAUAUCUGGAAAUUCUUAUGAUUAGGUGCACAAUUCCCACGGUACCUAAAGUAUCUCUAGUUUUAUAGGAUUUGUCUUUAGAAGUUUGUAUUUCUAGCUCGACAGCAUCUGUGUUUUUGGAGAUUCUGGUAUAGCUAGUUACAUAGCAUCUCUGUAGAUCAGUAUACUC
Molecule: messenger RNA, 637 nt
Organism: Megachile rotundata (alfalfa leafcutting bee)
Lineage: Eukaryota; Metazoa; Arthropoda; Insecta; Hymenoptera; Megachilidae
Source: RefSeq, a predicted model, not a curated record